UCAGGCGCAGCCGCACUGCGACUCAUCACCAGCGAGUAACGGACAGCAGCACAGAGAGCGCAGGAGAGCAAUGGAGCCGUGAAAGACCUCUUCAUCAGCGAGGGCCUGAUAAUGGCCAGCCAAGGAUGCUAGCGUUACCAUGGGCAGCGUCACUCUGCGCUACUUUUGCUAUGGUUGCCUCUUCACCUCCGUGACCUGGUCGAUUCUACUCUUCCUGUAUUUCCACCUCAGCCAGGAAAGCCGUUUGUCCUUCAAAAAUGUGCCCGUCCAGGGGCAGCAUCACUUUCAGCCUCGUUUCACCCAUGGCCCAGCGAUCCUUCGCAGAGAUGGCAGUCAAGGACAUGCAGUGGAGGCUCUCAAGCCGGACCUUUCUCCAGAGCUGGGAAUGAUUUUUAACAAGCAGGACCAAGAGGUACGAGAUAUGGGCUAUCAUAAGCACGCCUUCAACGUUCUCAUCAGUAACCGGCUUGGCUACCACAGAGACGUCCCUGACACCAGGAAUGACAAGUGCAGAGACCGGAUCUAUCCCGUGGCCUUGCCCACAGCCAGCAUAGUGAUCUGCUUCUACAAUGAGGCGUUCUCUGCCCUCCUUAGGACUAUUCACAGCGUUCUGGAUCGCACACCAAACUACCUGCUCCAUGAGAUCAUACUGGUGGAUGACCAAAGUGAACUGGAUGAUCUGAAGGAAGACUUGGAUUCUUACAUACAGCAGCACCUGCAGAAGAAAGUGAAGCUAGUUCGUAAUGAGAAGAGGGAGGGGCUGAUCCGUGGAAGGAUGAUUGGGGCAUCUCACGCUACAGGUGAGGUGUUGGUGUUUCUGGACAGUCACUGUGAGGUGAAUGAGGCAUGGCUCCAGCCUCUGCUCACGCCCAUCAAAGAGAACAGAAAAACCGUGGUUUGUCCUGUCAUCGACAUCAUCAGCGCAGACACACUAGUAUACAGCCCCUCUCCUAUCGUGCGGGGGGGAUUCAACUGGGGCUUGCACUUUAAAUGGGAUCCAGUGCCCAUGUCUGAACUCAACAGCCCAGAUGGAGCCAUCAGGUCUCCCACGAUGGCAGGUGGGCUGUUCGCCAUGGACAGGAAUUAUUUUUAUGAGCUUGGUCAGUAUGACCGCGGCAUGGACAUCUGGGGUGGAGAGAACUUGGAGAUCUCUUUUCGGAUUUGGAUGUGUGGAGGCCAGUUACUGAUCGUUCCCUGCUCCAGGGUGGGGCACAUCUUCCGCAAGCGUCGGCCCUAUGGGUCACCCGGAGGUCAGGAUACAAUGGCCCACAAUUCUCUGCGUUUGGCCCAUGUCUGGAUGGAUGACUAUAAGGAGCAGUACUUUGCCUUGCGCCCGGAGCUGAGGAACCGUGACUAUGGUGACAUCAGCGAGCGGGUCGCUAUUCGGAAGCGUCUACAGUGUCAUUCCUUCAAGUGGUACCUGGACAAUAUCUAUCCUGAAAUGCAGGUCUCCUCCCCACACAAGCCCCAGCAGCCUGUCUUUAUCAACAAGGGUUUGAAGAGACCCAAAGUCUUGCAGCGGGGUCGGCUGCGUAAUCUUCUGGCUGACAAGUGUCUGGUGGCACAGGGGCGUCCCAGUCAGAAGGGAGGUGCUGUGGUGGUGAGAGACUGUGACCCACAGGACCCUGAGCAGGAAUGGGCCUAUGAUGAGGAGCAUGAGUUAAUUCUAGCCGGGCUGCUGUGUUUGGACAUGUCUGAGAUUCGUUCUUCUGACCCGCCGCGCCUCAUGAAGUGUCACGGCUCAGGUGGAUCUCAGCAGUGGACGCUGGGGAAAAAUAACUGGCUAUACCAGGUGUCAGUGGGCCAGUGUUUGGCUGUUGCUGACCCUCUCAGCAUCAAAGGAUAUGUUACCAUGGCGAUCUGUGAUGAUUCCCGGUCCCAGCAGUGGCAGUUAGAGGGUUGAGGAUGCUGGAAGUGUGAGGAACAGCUAUAGCCCCCUCUGGCUGGGGAUUGAACUGCACCGCCACAGUGCCACCAGCUCAGAAACGGAAAACAGACCCUUGCCAGUCCAGACCACUGUGACAGGAUGUUGUGAGGGCCUACGGUGAGAAGGAGCUCAACUCUGUUUCAGCUUUGGACUGAAGCUUUCUUGACCCAUAUUCUUUACUCAGAAACAACUAUUUUUAGAAAGUAUUUUAAAAAUCGUGUUUAUUCAAGAAUUUGUACGUUUUAAUUUGCUCUUGAAAUGUAAACGAUUUGCACAGAAAAACUAUUUUCGAUGUCUGGAUAAUCAUAGUCUGCUAGAUUUUAAGUUCGACAUUUUUAAUUGAGUGCACCAUUUCUUAGCAUUACUUAAUUG
Molecule: messenger RNA, 2299 nt
Organism: Sinocyclocheilus anshuiensis
Lineage: Eukaryota; Metazoa; Chordata; Actinopteri; Cypriniformes; Cyprinidae
Gene: galnt11
Product: UDP-N-acetyl-alpha-D-galactosamine:polypeptide N-acetylgalactosaminyltransferase 11 (GalNAc-T11)
Exons: 12
Coding region: 140-1903 (587 amino acids)
Biological process (GO): protein O-linked glycosylation; regulation of Notch signaling pathway
Cellular component (GO): Golgi apparatus
Molecular function (GO): Notch binding; polypeptide N-acetylgalactosaminyltransferase activity
Source: RefSeq, a predicted model, not a curated record